UUACCUCCCCUUGCGGACUCACUCUUUUCUUCCAGAGCGCGUUCAACUCCAGGGGAUACAGUAGGGCGGACCUGGGAAGUCCAUUUUCAAAUGGUUAGGAGUGGCCUUCUUUGGGAACCACUGCCUGAGGCUGAGCCAAGCUCCGCGAGGUCUCUGGUGCGCGUUUGUGAGGGGGACGCAAUCUUUUCGGCGGGACAGCAGCUGAGCUCUGAUAAAAAUCCGGUUGACUGUCAGCCAUCUUGCCCGCCUCUGGGCGUCGCUGACUACACUUCCCAGAGGACUCCUCGGCAAAACGUGAUUCUCGUGUGAAUUCAACCUCGAGAAUCACGCUCUGGGGGGACCCUCAGGUCCGUACCAGCAAGUGUUUCAGUGCAGUGGAGGGCUCUGCUCCUUUGAAAGCUUGGAAGAACCGAGGUGGGGAACCCUAAGAGAGGGUGGGCUUGAAGCAUCGGCUUUGUACCGCUGAGGAGCUCUGCCUUUAUACAAAAGAGGAGCCCAGAGGAGGACAGGUCCUUUUCUACAGAUAUUAAAGCCAUGGCUCAGGAGUCAGUGAUGUUCAGUGAUGUGUCCAUAGACUUCUCUCAGGAGGAGUGGGAAUGCCUGAAUGAUGAUCAGAGAGCUUUAUACAGAGAUGUGAUGCUGGAGAAUUACAGCAACCUGGUUUCGAUGGCAGGACAUUCUAUUUCUAAACCAGAUGUGAUCUCCUUCUUGGAGCAGGGGAAGGAGCCCUGGCUGGUUGACAGAGAACUAACAAGAGGCCAGUGGCCAGUCCUGGAAUCAAGAUGUGAGACCAAGAAAUUAUUUCCGAAGAAGGAAAUGUAUGAAAUAGAGUCAGCCCAGUGGGAGAUAAUGGAAAGACUUUCAAGACAUGACCUUCCGUGCUCUAGUUUCAGAGAUGAUUGGGAAUGUAAUGGCCAGUUUGAGAAACAGCAUGGCCCUCAGGAGGGACAUUUCAGUCAACUGAUAUUCACCCAUGAAGGCAGGCCCACCUUUAGUCAACAUCCGUCCUUUACAUUACAGCAAAUCAUUAAUAGUAAAGAGAAAUACUGUGCAAGCAAGGAAUAUAGGAAAACCUUUAGACAUGACUCACAGCUUCCCACACAUCAAAUAAUUCAUACCACUGAGAAACCCUAUGAAUGUAAGGAAUGUGGGAAGGCCUUUAGACAUCCCUCAAGACUCAGUCAUCAUCAGAAAAUUCAUACUGGCAAGAAACCCUUUGAAUGUAAGGAAUGUGGAAAGACCUUUAUUUGUGGCUCAGACCUUACUCGACAUCACAGAAUUCACACUGGCGAGAAGCCCUAUGAAUGUAAGGAAUGUGGAAAGGCCUUUAGUAGUGGCUCCAACUUCACUCGACAUCAGAGAAUUCACACUGGUGAGAAGCCCUAUGAAUGCAAAGAAUGUGGGAAGGCCUUUAGUAGUGGCUCCAACUUUACUCAGCACCAGAGAAUUCAUACAGGGGAGAAACCCUAUGAAUGUAAGGAAUGUGGCAAUGCCUUUAGUCAGAGCUCACAACUUAUUAAACAUCUGAGAAUCCACACAGGGGAGAAACCCUAUGAAUGUAAGGAAUGUGAAAAGGCUUUUCGUUCUGGUUCAGACCUCACUCGGCAUCAGAGAAUUCACACUGGCGAGAAGCCCUAUGAAUGUAAGAUAUGUGGGAAAGCCUAUUCUCAGAGUUCACAACUUAUUAGUCAUCAUAGAAGUCAUACUGGUGAGAAACCCUAUGAAUACAGGGAAUGUGGGAAGACCUUCAAUUUUGACUCACAGCUUAUUCAACAUCAAAAUUUGUACUGGCCCUGCCGCGACUUCUUCAGGACAAAGAGCCAAGGACCCCGCCCCUAUUGCGAUCCAACUGGAUCUCCAGGUCACUCCACGCAGGUCACGCUACGAGGAGUCCUCACUGGUGCCCCGCCUCCUGGGGCGUGGCCGCGCCCGCGCACUCAGUACGUGCCGCCCGAACUCCCAACAGCCUCCGCGCGCGGCCCGUUAGGCUCCUGGGCUGUGGACUUACCUGAGUUGCCGCGCCCUCCCUCCCACUGGGCAUCACUGAGAGACGGGUUCCGCGCCCCAGAAACCAUGGCCCAUGGAUCAGUGAUGUUCAGUGAUGUAUCCAUUGACUUCUCUCAGGAGGAGUGGGAAUACCUGAACUUGGAACAGAGGGAUUUAUACAGAAAUGUAAUGUUGGAGAACUACAGCAACUUAGUCUCAUUGGGAUGCUUCAUUUCUAAACCAGAUGUGAUUUCCUUAUUGGAACAAGGAAAAGAGCCCUGGAAAGUAGUGAGGAAAGGAAGAAGACCUUAUUUGGGUUUGGAGACCAAGAAGUUAUCUUCAGAAAAUGACAUUUAUGAAAUAAACUUAUCUCAGUGGAAGAUAAUGGAAAGAAUUAAAAACCAUGGCCUUAAGAGCCUCAUUUUAAAAAAUGAUUGGGCAUCCAAGAGAAAAUUUGAAGGGCAAGAAGAGUAUUUCAGUCGAGUGAAAAUUACAUCUCAAAAAGUAUCCUCUUACCAAAAACGCUCUUCUCUUACUUCACAUCAGAGAAUUCAUUUUGUCGAGAAACCCUAUGAGUGCAAAGAAUGUGGGAAGGCCUUUCGAGUACGCCAACAACUUACUUUUCAUCACAGAAUUCAUACUGGUGAAAAACCCUAUGAAUGCAAGGAAUGUGGGAUGGCUUUUAGACAGACUGCACAUCUUACUCGACAUCAGAGACUUCAUUCUGGUGAAAAAAUGUAUGAAUGUAAGGAGUGUGGAGAAUCUUUCAUAUGUGGCCCAGACCUUAGAGUACAUCAGAAAAUUCAUAUUGGUGAGAAACCCUAUGAAUGUAAAGAAUGUGGGAAGGCCUUCAGAGUUCGUGGACAGCUUACUCUCCAUCAGAGAAUUCAUACCGGCGAGAAACCCUAUGUAUGUACAGAAUGUGGGAAGGCCUUUAGACAGUACGCACACCUUACUCGGCAUCAGAAGGUUAAUAUUGCUGACAAACUCUAUGAGUGUAAAGAAUGUGGGAAGGCCUUUCUGUGUGGCUCUGGUCUUAGAGUACAUCACAAGCUUCACACUGGUGAGAAGCCGUAUGAAUGUAAAGAAUGUGGGAAGGCCUUCAGAGUACGACAGCAACUGACACUCCACCAGAGAAUUCAUACUGGUGAGAAACCCUAUGAAUGUAAGGAAUGUGGAAAGACGUUUAGUCGUGGUUAUCAUCUUAUUCUUCAUCACAGAAUUCAUACUGGUGAGAAACCUUAUGAAUGUAAGGAAUGCUGGAAGGCCUUUAGUCGCUACUCACAGCUUAUUUCACAUCAGAGCAUUCAUAUUGGUGUUAAACCCUAUGACUGUAAGGAAUGUGGGAAGGCCUUCAGACUACUCUCACAACUUACGCAACAUCAGAGUAUUCAUAUUGGUGAGAAACCCUAUAAAUGUAAGGAAUGUGGGAAGGCCUUUAGAUUGCGCCAAAAACUUACUCUACAUCAGAGCAUUCAUACUGGUGAAAAACCCUUUGAAUGUAAAGAAUGUAGGAAGGCCUUUAGACUUAAUUCAUCUCUUAUCCAACAUCUGAGAAUUCAUUCUGGUGAGAAACCCUAUGAAUGUAAGGAAUGUAAGAAGGCCUUUAGGCAACAUUCACACCUUACCCAUCAUCUGAAAAUUCAUAAUGUAAAAAUAUAAGAAAGCCUUUUCAAUCCUGUGUUGUAGUACAGUCUAUGAGUGUAGUAAUUGGUCGUUUUUGCUUCCUCCAUGCAGCUGACUUGGCAUAAGGGGAUUUAUGUCAUUAAAAUAAUGUGUUAAUGUAUUCAUACCUGAGAAUCUUCACAUUCAUCGUAGAAGCUAAUCCUCUUGAUGCUGGAUGCAUUUAUUAAAGGUUCAGGUUCUUGUUCUACACGUACAGAAGAAUUUGGACAGGAUACACAUAGGAAUCACACACAGAAACUGAUACAUAAGAAAAAACAAGCAAUUUAUUAAGGGGCAGAAGCGAAGGUAAGCACUUGGAAAAGAGGUGUCCUCGCCAGUGAGAGGUGCCCAGCAGGACUCUCUGAUUUCCCUUUCUAUUUCAUGUUAGUCUUUGAAUGGGUAUGAGCUUCUUCCAUUAGCAGUGGAACAUUCGUUGAUGAGAAAGUUGAGGCGGGUGAUGAUCUCAUCUAUUUGCAGCUUCCGUUCUUGGUGUACUCUUCUCCUGAAGCCACUGCACACAUGCCCUGAGAGCUGUUUUCCCUUCCCAGUCUGAGUACCAUACCUGGAAGGUCGUAUAGCUGUCAUAUGCAGCCUGGGUAUUUUCAUUGCCUAUGCUUGGCCAUGUCUGGCAGAUUGCAUGAUCAAGGUUCCCUAUUCAGUUUUCGGAAAACUUAAAUGAAAAUAUAAUUUAUGUUCCUGUUGGUGAUGCCAUUCUUCCAUGUUUCAUGACUUCAUUAAAUGCAGAAUGAGGUUUUUGUCUUUUAGCUUAAUGCUUAUACAUGAGGAUGUCCUUGGACCCAGCCCUAUCUUCCCUGCCUUUUAAUAUAACGAAUGUAGGAAAGGUACUUAACUUCAUCUCUAUCCCAUCACUUUCCUACUUGUGUUAUAUUGAACAAGAUGCUUAACUGCUGAUGCUAUAAUUUCUUCAUUUAUAAAGUGAUAGUACUGCAGCAGAAUAAAGAUUGCUGUAAAUUCUUUAACACUCCUCUCACAAAGAGAUGGAAUCCAUAUCCUUUCUCCUUGAAUCUGGGCAGACUGUGACUGCUUUGAUCAUAGAGUAGCAGAAGUACUGACAUACUAGUUUUUGGACCCAGAAUUUAGUGAUAGAUUUUAUCUCAUCUCUUGGAAUACUCUCAAGUUCAGACCCUGAUGUUAAAAAGUCAGGCUACUCUGCUGAAGAGACCACAUGGAAAGGCCCUGAGACUACAUAGAGAAGGAGAGGCUCUCGGCUAUGCCCAGUCAUCCAGAUACACCCACCAAGACAUUUGAGUGAAAUAGUUUUGGAUCCUCUAGACCAGCCAUCAGCUGAAUGCCAUCAGGUAACCUCAGUUGACGCCACAUAGAAGAGAAAAAUCAACCAAGUGAGCCCCUGCCCAAUUCUGGCCCACAUAAUCAUGAGAUAUAGUAAAAUGGUUGUUGUUUUAAGCUACUAAAUUUUAUUAGUAUCAUAUUACUUUUGAAGAUACUUAUGAAAGACU
Phacochoerus africanus (Common warthog) is the source of this 5129-nucleotide messenger RNA. RefSeq names its product zinc finger protein 82 homolog. The record is from RefSeq and is a predicted model, not a curated record. Lineage: Eukaryota; Metazoa; Chordata; Mammalia; Artiodactyla; Suidae. Gene Ontology annotation, molecular function: DNA-binding transcription factor activity, RNA polymerase II-specific; RNA polymerase II cis-regulatory region sequence-specific DNA binding. Gene Ontology annotation, biological process: regulation of transcription by RNA polymerase II. The transcript is spliced from 10 exons. The coding region runs from base 535 to 3648 and encodes 1037 amino acids.